AUGUCGCUAACUUCAAAAGAAGCAUUUGCAAAGCUUCCUCAAAAACUACAUAACUUUUUUAUCAAAUAUCCACCUAGACCAUUUUCACAAUAUCAAGAUGGACCAUCAAUAACGUCAGACCCAACCAAAAAUCCAUUUUUCCCAAAUAAGAACCCAGAAACUGGUAGAUGGCAUAGUUCACUAUAUUCAAGAAGAAGAUCAGCAGAUUUAUUUAAAUUAGCCAAAAAAUUUGGUAUACAUGAUUUGUUACCACCAACACCAAGAAAAUUCCAUGAAGAUAAAUAUAAUAAUAAGAAAUGGAUGCAAGGUAUGAUACAACCUGCUGGUAGAUCUGAUCAAGCUGAAUUAGAAGAAAAAUUCAGAAAGAGAGAAGAAGCUAUAAAGAAUAUGGAUAAGAUUAUUACUAAAGCUAGACCAAGUUAUAAGAAAUUAUUAAAGAAAAAACAAGAAAGAAGACAAACAUGGUUUUAA
Lodderomyces pseudojiufengensis is the source of this 471-nucleotide messenger RNA. RefSeq names its product mitochondrial 54S ribosomal protein mL59. Lineage: Eukaryota; Fungi; Ascomycota; Pichiomycetes; Serinales; Debaryomycetaceae. The record is from RefSeq and is a predicted model, not a curated record. Gene Ontology annotation, molecular function: structural constituent of ribosome. Gene Ontology annotation, cellular component: mitochondrial large ribosomal subunit. The coding region runs from base 1 to 471 and encodes 156 amino acids. The transcript has a single exon.